Molecule: messenger RNA, 1416 nt
Organism: Postia placenta MAD-698-R-SB12
Lineage: Eukaryota; Fungi; Basidiomycota; Agaricomycetes; Polyporales; Adustoporiaceae
Exons: 6
Coding region: 1-1416 (471 amino acids)
Source: RefSeq, a predicted model, not a curated record
AUGCCUGUCGAUCUCCCCGCGACCAACUGGCUAGGCUACAGCCUUGACAUGACUACUGUCACACCUAGCGACAUCACUGCAGUGGCGGCAUCAGUCAAGAGGGCACUACAAGUCAUCGAUGUUGAUACAUUUGAAGGCACUCGCGUCGUCGAAAUCGAUGGCGUUGCAUACAAAGUUCCCAAGAACGUCGUGAUUGCAACAGACGUACAGACCUAUCAAGGUGGUUAUGUCACCUAUGAGGAUGGCAACAAGGCUAGUGCCGCCUUUAUCAACGACUCUAGCCUCUAUCCGCGCUACCUGGCUGUGACUGGUACUACGACCGCCGGAUAUUCGAUCAGCAAGACAUUCCGCAGCGACUGCCAAUUCGCCCUAUUCAGCUACAAUGCCAACCGCUACGCCGCUGCGCUGAAGAACUACAUCGUAUAUCUGAAUGAAGAUCUGCUCAAAAACCGUGUCAGCCGUCUCCCGGUCUGGCCUUCCAGCCCGGACACCACGGUUCUCAGAGAUUACCGGGCGUUCUUCGACACCGUCGGCUCCCACAGCAUCAUUAAUGCCACCUACGGCGCCCGCUUUCAGCUGACUGUCUUUGCGGACAACUCGAACUCGUCCGUCAAUAGCCGCUUCUCGGCAAACGUCCUCUGCGCAUACAACGGCAUCCCGAAUGGCGGCCAGUACGACGCAAGUGUGGCAUCCGAGUCGCAAUACAAGACAUAUCAAGGCCUCGCACAGCGGCUUCUCUCGUGUCAGGGCGGCGAUGCCGACAUGGCGAACACGUUGGUGAACAGUCCCACUGACUACAGCCUCUACGAGAAGUGGACGAAGACAAAUAUGCAGAACCCGGGCGUGGUGAACUUCUCACUGACUGAGAUAUGGACGCUGAUGCGGAGUGCGGUCGAUACGACGCUCCAGAGCCGUGCGGACGACAUACAGAACGCAUUCAAUUACAUCGUGUCACAUCCCGAUCCGUACAAGACUGCGGUGACGCUCGACGUACAGUCUGACUGGGCGGAGUUUGGAAUCCUCACUCCGAGCGCCGUCAUCAUUCCAGACCCGUCCAAACCGUAUCCUUCGAACACGACCGCAAGCGACAACAAGGUGACCUUCGGAAAGGAGUAUAGUCAUGUCAUCAAAAGGGAGAUCCUGAACUUCUUCGUCGUUAACGACGGGUCUCCCCUCGACUUCUACAUCUCACAUGGCAGUGAGGGGGGUUCGUGGGGGAACGGCAGGGCCUCGAUUACGAUGGAGAACGAAUCGUUCGUGAACGAGGGCAUCACAGACAACGUCAACAAUACAAAAUGGUACUACCAGGCCAAGGUAUCCAACACGCCUGCUCCGUCUGGCUUGAGAUCGAGCCACAAGGAGCGCACAUGGGAUGAGGUCCGUCGUCAAUACUUGCGCGAGAUCGGGGCUGCGUGA